Messenger RNA from Lemur catta (Ring-tailed lemur), 282 nucleotides. It is a transcript of the gene SMIM36, whose product is annotated as small integral membrane protein 36. The transcript has a single exon. Lineage: Eukaryota; Metazoa; Chordata; Mammalia; Primates; Lemuridae. Bases 1 to 282 code for a protein of 93 amino acids. The record is from RefSeq and is a predicted model, not a curated record.
AUGGAGUUCUACCUGGAGAUCGACCCUGUCACCUUGAACCUGAUCAUCCUAGUUGCGAGCUACGUCAUCUUGCUCCUGGUUUUCCUUAUCUCCUGUGUGCUGUACGACUGCCGAGGCAAGGACCCCAGCAAGGAGUACGCUCCUGAGGCCACUCUCGAUGCCCAGCCCUCCAUCCACCUGGUGGUGAUGCAGCAAAGUGCUCCUGGGGCCCACUGGGCAAGGGGGUCUGGUCUUCAUCUGGGGGAUCGUGCUCUGCUAGGGAAGAAAAGCACCAUGGUGUGA